Molecule: messenger RNA, 2505 nt
Organism: Ochotona princeps (American pika)
Lineage: Eukaryota; Metazoa; Chordata; Mammalia; Lagomorpha; Ochotonidae
Gene: SLC46A2
Product: solute carrier family 46 member 2
Exons: 4
Coding region: 237-1652 (471 amino acids)
Biological process (GO): transmembrane transport
Cellular component (GO): membrane
Molecular function (GO): transmembrane transporter activity
Source: RefSeq, a predicted model, not a curated record
AAGGGCCGCCUUUUAUGGUCUGAGGAGGAGUGGCCCAGGACUGGGAGGUCACUCGACAGCUGGACUGUUAGCACAAGCGCUCCGAACCCAGGGCUCCGCCGUCCAGCACUCUGCGGCGGGCACCGGUCCCAGGCGCACACUGGUGCUCCAGGCGUGAGUUCUGGCCAGCCGUGGCAGCGCCCGUCUCCUUGUCGGCUGAAGCCAGUAAGCCCUGCAACUCCCUUCAGGUAAGCCACAUGCGUCCCGAGGUCACCUGCCCGUGCAGGGGCCUCCAGGCGAGGACCUGGAUCGAGCCCGUGGUGGCCUCGACCCAGGUGGCAGCCUCGCUCUACGACGCGGGGCUCCUCCUUGUGGUGAAGACCUCCUUCGGGGGCGGCGGUGAGACCAACCACAGCUCCGGUGCGACGCCGCGGAGUGCCCAGGAGGACAGCCAGCAGACGGCCAUCUCCAACUUCUACAUCAUCUACAACCUGGUGGUGGGCCUGACUCCCCUGCUGUCCGCCUACGCCCUGGGUUGGCUCAGUGACCGUUUACACCGCAAGAUCUCCAUCUGCGUGUCGCUGCUGGGCUUCCUGCUCUCCCGCCUCGGGCUGCUGCUCAAGGUGCUGCUGGACUGGCCCGUGGAGGUGCUGUAUGGGGCGGCGGCGCUCAGUGGACUGUGCGGUGGCUUCUCGGCCUUUUGGUCCGGGGUCAUGGCUCUGGGCUCCCUGGGCUCGUCCGAGGGCCGCCGCUCGUUGCGCCUCAUCGUCAUUGACCUGGUCCUGGGCCUGGCCGGUUUCGGCGGCAGCAUGGCCUCGGGACAUCUCUUCAAGCAGAUUACUGGGCAUGCCGGCCAGGGCCUGGUGCUAACUGCCUGCAGUGUGAGCUGUGCCAUGUUUGCCCUGUUCUACAGCCUUUUCGUGCUCAAGGUCCCUGAGCCUGCGGCCAAGACCAGCAAGCAGCUCUCCACCGUGGAUACGGUGUGUGGGACGGUGGGCACCUACCGCACCCUCGAUUCAAAUCAGGUGGACAAGCAGAACAUGGCGGGGCAGCCUCCAUCCCCCAGGAAAGCAAAGUCGCAGAAAACCAUUAUAGCCCUGCUGUUUGUGGGGGCCAUCAUUUACGACCUGGCAGUGGCCGGCACCGUGGAUGUGAUACCCCUUUUCGUUUUGAGGGAUCCUCUGAGCUGGAACCAAGUGCAAGUGGGCUACGGCAUGGCUGCGGGCUACACCAUCUUCAUCACCAGCUUCCUGGGCGUCCUGGUCUUCUCCCGCUGCUUCCGGGACACCACAAUGAUCAUCAUCGGUAUGGUCUCCUUUGGGUCCGGAGCCCUCCUCUUGGCGUUUGUAAAACAGACCUACAUGUUCUACAUUGCUCGAGCCAUCAUGAUGUUCGCUCUCAUCCCCAUCACCACCAUCCGUUCAGCCAUGUCCAAACUCAUAAAGGGAUCCUCUUACGGAAAGGUGUUCGUCAUGCUGCAGCUGUCCCUGGCUCUGACCGGGGUGGUCACAUCCACCAUGUACAACAAGAUCUACCAGCUCACCAUGGACAAGUUCGUGGGCACCUGCUUUGCUCUCUCUUCCUUUCUGUCCUUCCUGGCCAUUGUCCCAAUUGGCAUCAUGGCCUAUAAACAAACCCAGUGGUUACCAUAUGGAGACAUCCAGGAGAAAUGAACAUGGUAACCCAUGGGAGCUGAAAACACCAGCAAUGACCAGGUCCCCUUAAAGGUGAAGGAAAUGGGGAACUGGUGACCAAAGCACUACUAUCCAAGAAACCCAAGUUGUAGCUGGAGUUUGCCUCAGAAUCCAAGGUCCCUCCUGGGUGGGUGGGGAAAGCAUUUUCCUGGUGACAGAACUUUCUCAGCUUUCAGAUGUCUCUAUUAGGCAAGAGGUUGGGUCCUGCACACAGCAGAGUCAAAGUUUACCAGGGCCGUAGGUAGGCUGCACACACAGCCAUCACUGGCACCAUCAAACUUCUGUCUCCAGCUGCAGCCAACCAGCCCCUUCCUCUCCUUUCAUGGGUUGUCCUGAGGGCUCCAAGGUGUGGCUAACAGGGAUGGCUGCCUGGGUCCUGUGCCAGAAGUCCUGUGGGAGGUUUCAAACAAAAGCAUGCAUUCUUAACAGCCUAAGGAGGCAAAAGGAAGGAAUGUUUUGGAAGAGUUACCAAUGGUUUUGUAUGAACAACAGAAUCUUAAAACCUUGGGGAAAAUUUAGCUUUCUUUCCUGAGACCUGGUUACCUGUGAACACUCAGGAAAGUCAUAGAGCUCACACCCUUGGCUUCCAGUUAAAUGUUGCUGCUAUGGUUGCUCUUAGAAAGAAAACAAUUGGGGACUCUUUUUGACAGAAUAUUUAAUUGAAUACUUAGUAAGACUUGCUAAGGUCAGGGAGGGAGGGUAUCAAGGGAGAGCAGAUACACUAAGAGCCAUUUGAAUUUGUACUUACAUUUAAGGUUUAUUGAACUCAGAUUUGUAAAAGCAGGCUCCCCACUUUCCAAUAAAACCAACAUUCAAUAUGUGUGUGUGUGUG